Blepharisma stoltei is the source of this 816-nucleotide messenger RNA. NCBI's taxonomy places the organism in Eukaryota, Ciliophora, Heterotrichea, Heterotrichida, Blepharismidae. The record is from the annotation of a GenBank genome assembly.
AUGUCUUUUGUUUCAAUUUUAUAUGAUGAGGGUGAAGCCGCUGCUUUUGAAGAAAAGCCUAAAGCUGAAAAAAUUAUGAGAAAACCAAAAAUAGCUAACAAUUCUCCUUUGCCUUUUAAAUCUAUCCUUUUUGAUGACUCAGAAGCUUUCAAUGAGUCUCUGGAAUCUCCUGAUUUAUCUGAAAAUGAGAAUAUUGGAGAGAACAAUAAAGAAAUAAGUUCAAAAGAAAUUAGAAAAGAUAAAAAGGAACUUAUAAGUUUUAGACAAAAAUCUGAAGAAAUUGAAUUAAAAAAACCUAAAAUCAAAAGAAAAACAUCUAAAAAAAUAAUUUCAAAACCAAUUCCUAAGUCAAGAAACUUUGUCAAAGAAAAUAUAGCCAAAGCAGCAACAUUUAAAAAGAAAUCCCUAAUAGAUGAAUUUAUAUCAGAACCAACCCCACAGCUUAGAUCAAAAACACCUGAACUAAAAGAGAUUAAAACUCCAAUUCCAGAAAUUAAAGAAGAAAUCAAAAUAAAGCCUCAGCCAGUCUCAUACAAUAUUGAAGAGCCUAGGCCAACGCUAGUGAAAAACUUAAAAGUUACUAACACAGAUUUGCUGGCACUUGUAUUUCAGCAGUUUGCUGAUCUGGUUGUAAUGCAAUGAGAAGAAGCUGCUGAUGCACUAAUUGACGAUCUUUUGGUAGAGGAAAUUGAGCACCUGAAUGGCCUAGAAAGUGCUCCUAAGCAAGAGUACGUGGUUGGGGAAGAAAGUGAACUGAUCAUGGCAUUAGAGAGCAUGCUUGAAGAUGAAAUAGCGUUGAGAAAUAAAUAUCUUUAG